Molecule: messenger RNA, 1848 nt
Organism: Clonostachys rhizophaga
Lineage: Eukaryota; Fungi; Ascomycota; Sordariomycetes; Hypocreales; Bionectriaceae
Source: the annotation of a GenBank genome assembly
AUGGCCUCGAGUUCGUCGACGGCAGCAGAGAAUGCCCCUCUAUUGGGCUACAUUGGCGGGCACAAGAAACCUGGCUCUUCCUCCAACGAAUCCCAUGAAGAAAUACCUCAGGACGAUGCCUUGCUGCGGCGCACCGAUGCGGCGACGACUCGAUCUCCGGGCGUGGCCCGCAUGGCCUUGAUAUCCUCCCGACUCACGACCUCGCAGCGAAUCCUCCUCUUCGCCAGCAUCUUCCUCGUGGGAUAUGCCUACGGCCUGGAGUCCCAGGUUCGCUCAGCCUACCAGCCAUACGCUACCGCCAGCUUCAACCUCCACUCAUACCUGGCCACCAUCAACGUGCUGCGGGCUGUCGUCGCUGUGGCUGUCCAGCCGACGGCGGCCAAGAUCGCCGAUGUCUUUGGACGGUUCGAGGUGGUGGUAGUAUCGACGGUAUUAUAUACAGUGGGAAUUACGAUCGAGUCGACAGCGAGUGGUGUCAAGACGUUCUGCCUUGGCUCGAUUAUAUACCAGGUGGGAUACACGUGCAUCGUGCUGUUGAUGGAGGUGCUGGUCGCCGACUUCUCGUCUAUGCGAGCGCGCGUCUUCUUCAGCUACAUUCCCGCCAUCCCAUUCAUCGUCAAUACGUGGAUCAGUGGUAAUGUUACAUCUGCUGUGCUUAGUGUCACGACAUGGAGAUGGGGUCUUGGCAUGUGGGCAAUUAUCUAUCCUAUUGCGUCCUUGCCGCUCCUGAUUACGCUUUAUCGGAUCGAGCACCGCGCAUUUGACGACGAGGAUGGCGCAUAUCGCCAGAAGCGAUAUGAUAUGAUUGACGUCAAACACAUGCUUUUCCAGCUCUUCCACCAGCUCGAUGUCAUUGGUCUCAUCCUGAUUAUGGUUUCUUUCUCGCUGAUUUUGGCACCCCUUACCAUCACUGGAGAGAGGAUUGACCACUGGAAAGAUCCGCACAUCAUUGUUCCCCUCACCGUCGGUCUUUUGCUGGCCCCUGUCUUUUUCCUGUGGGAGCACAUGGGCGCGAGAUCACCUUUGGUGCCGUUCCAUCUGCUCACUGACCGAGGUGUGUGGGCUGCGCUCGCGGUCAGAAGUCUGCUCAACUUUGCUUGGUACACGCAGGGCAACUAUCUUUACACUGUCCUCGUCGUUGCUUUUGAUUUCUCUGUUGUCACAGCCACCCGCAUUCUGUCAUUCUUCUCCUUCUUCGGUGUUGUUAGCGGUGUUCUGAUCGGCCUGGUCAUCUACAGGCUACGUCGGCUCAAGUACAUAAUAGUCGCGGGUACGUGCAUGUUCAUGGUGGGCUUCGCUGUUCUUAUCAAGUUCCCCGGCGGAGCUUCCCCCUCAACCCAGUCGGGCGUCAUCAGCGGGCAGAUCCUUUUAGGUCUGGCGGGUGGCCUGUUCGCCUACCCGACGCAGGCCUCCAUCCAGGCUUCGGCAACGCGAGAGCAUGUCGCUAUCCUUACGGGGCUGUAUUUGUCCUUCUACAACGUCGGCAGCGCACUCGGCACGUGUUUAGCUGGAGCGAUCUGGACACAGACCCUCCUCCCAACCUUGACAGCGAACUUGGACUUCCAACAAAACAAGACUCUUCCCGAGGCCAUCUAUGACUCCCCAUUCGGCGUGAUUAAGCACUACCCGGUGGGCACUGAGAUCCGCACCGCCAUUAUUGCGAGUUACGAGCAUGUACAGCGCCUGCUCUGCAUUGCUGGCAUUGUGGUGUGUGUGCCGAUGAUCGCAUUUGCCUUGGCGUUGCGGAACCCGAGAUUGUCUGAGCACCAGGUACAGCCUGAGGCUGAGGCGGCAGCAGCUGCUGAGAGGGAGAGUGAGUCACGACGUCAUGCUACAAUUGAGGCGUGA